UGAGGAGGAGGCUCCUCCCCGACAACAGUUCCCGACCUCCGACGAGAUCUCAGGCUGCCACACUAAAGAGGAACAAAAAGGCGAUCUGACAGCGCUUUCUGCACUCCCUCCACUUUCUCCGGGGUAGUCACGGGAUUUCAAUGUUCAGCUUGGUCUUUGGUUUCUGUGUUGACUUGAGCCGUACCUAUAUGGCGUGUGUGAGCGGAGAGUUCUGCCAGGCACAGCACCUCACCUCUGUGGAGAAGUGAAUCGGCCGCCCCCCGAGGGACUACGCUACCCAGAAACCCCCCUGACUGCCAGCGCACUAGGAACUGCUGACUUUUCCCAAAGGCCCCCUGGGAUAUUGCGUAGCCCUUGGCCUGAUUGCUCUGCCCUGUCCCAACCGAUACGAAAACCUUUGCUUUCUACUUUCUUCUUGAACAGCCAAUCACAAACAGCUCUCCUGAAUGGGGUAAACUGAUUGGAUGACUCCUGGAUAGUCUCCUCAUCUUCUUCUCCGUCUCGCCAACAUGAACCGCCCCGCUGCAGUUGAGAUUGUCUACGAGUGCAUGAGGUUCCUCAUCACCCACAACCCCACCAAUGCCACACUUAACAAGUUCACUGAGGAACUGAAAAAAUUUGAGGUGAACACUCUGGUGAGAGUUUGCGAUGCCACCUAUGAUAAGGCUCCAGUAGAGAAAGAGGGGAUACAGGUCUUGGACUGGCCUUUUGAUGAUGGUGCCCCUCCUCCCACCCAGAUCGUGGAUAACUGGCUCAAGUUGCUCAACACCAAAUUUCGAGAGCAACCCGGCUGCUGCAUCGCCGUACACUGUGUGGCGGGCCUCGGACGAGCUCCAGUCUUGGUGGCCUUAGCCCUCAUUGAGUGUGGGAUGAAGUAUGAGGAUGCUGUGCAGUUCAUAAGACAGAAGAGACGUGGAGCCUUCAACUCCAAACAGCUUCUUUACCUCGAGAAAUACAGACCCAAAAUGCGUCUGCGGUUCAAGGAUACCAACGGCCACAACUGCUGCGUGCAGUAGGCUGCCUGUCAGUGCGUCUUUCUUAUGCACAUCUAGUGGGGAAUCUUCCGAUAACGGGAGAGAUUUAAAAAGAAAAAACAAAACAAAACACGGAGAGUGCUAUCAGUAAUUAUUGUGAUGAUUUGUUAACACUGAGUCAUGGUUAAUUGAGAAGGAAGCGAGUGAUCAAAUGAAUGAAUCCAGAUCUGGGGAUCCACCAGCCGAACCAAUGAAUGGAAGGUUAAAGCACACAGAUAGGCCCGCCACCCGGUUUAUACUGUUCAACCACGGGCCAGAAUUUUUCAACUUGAGUCCAUCCUGUUUCUUACGGGGUUUUUAUUUUACUUUUACUUUUUUUUUUGUUUUUUGUUCCAGUUUUAAUCAUGGGAUAACAGUUUCCAUUUUUUGUGAAUGUUUAUUUUUACACAAACGUGGUGAUGAAAUUAUAUAUUCUCAUUUUGAUUUCCACUAAUUAUUGAUAUUUUAUAAUUGGGCCAGAACGACAUACAUUUUUUUUUUUUUUUUUUUUUUUUUUAAACACACAUUGUGACUGUCUUUUUUGCACAAAACUCAAAGGUUCACCUGAAAAAUGCAGUAAUGUUUUUUCUUCUUCUUACCCUUCACUUGCUUAAUGUCACUUUCAGUUUAGGGGGUCACUGAGUUUGAAUAUGUCUGUAAUAUUUAUUCACAAGAUAUAUGUGUGGCAGUUAAGAGUUUGGCAGGGGCAAGGACACUUUGUCAUCCAAUAGUUUUAGUUUUAUCUGUUUGAGAGCCAUGUCUUUUCCUUUUUUUCUUCUUUUUUUUUUCUUCUUUUUUUGUCUUUUUUUUUUUUUCUUUAAAUCUUGUUGGAGUGCAAUAAUCAGUCCACCUCAGAUAUGUCCGCCAAACCCUGCUGAGUGUCCUACGCACACAUACACACAAACUUCAGAUUAUCAUCCAGGCCGUUUAAAAAAACAAAAAAAACAAAAAAAAUACAACAACAAAAAACAAAAAUGUAACUACAACAGGUACUUGUAAUUUCAUUCUCUCUCCCUUCUGGGGCUACAAUAGGACUUUUUCCAGAUAUGCAUAUUUAAACUCUUACACAGAGCCUAAGAUUCAAUCUGAAAGUCAAGCUGGAGAAGGAUGAAAGUGGUCAGUUUUUUAUCAUUGUACCCAUUUUGAAAACAUCCCCAAUUCAUAUUGGUUCUUUAAAGAUAAAUAAAUUCAAA
Molecule: messenger RNA, 2206 nt
Organism: Oreochromis niloticus (Nile tilapia)
Lineage: Eukaryota; Metazoa; Chordata; Actinopteri; Cichliformes; Cichlidae
Gene: ptp4a2b
Product: protein tyrosine phosphatase 4A2b
Exons: 7
Coding region: 510-1016 (168 amino acids)
Biological process (GO): protein dephosphorylation
Molecular function (GO): protein tyrosine phosphatase activity
Source: RefSeq, a predicted model, not a curated record